Messenger RNA from Sphenostylis stenocarpa, 1083 nucleotides. Lineage: Eukaryota; Viridiplantae; Streptophyta; Magnoliopsida; Fabales; Fabaceae. The record is from the annotation of a GenBank genome assembly.
AUGGGAAAAGCAGAAUUUCUCUGUCACCUUGUUCUUCGAUCUCUGACAUAUCUCUGUGCUGUCUCUCAUUCUAUAACAGAAACCUUUGCUGCUAUGCGUUACUGGGAUGACUUCAACCUUAGCAGAGAAGUGAUUACUCAUUCUCUGCCAGCACACACCAUCUUUCUCACUCUCUUCAUCAACACUUACUUGCACGUGCCCAAAGACAUGGGAAGAAGCCCUUGUUGUUCUAAAGAAGGCUUGAACAAAGGAGCUUGGACUGCUCUCGAAGAUAAAAUUCUGACAGAAUACAUUAACAUUCAUGGCGAAGGAAAAUGGAGACACAUGCCCAAAAGAGCAGGUCUUAAGAGAUGCGGGAAAAGUUGCAGGCUGAGAUGGUUGAAUUAUCUCAGACCUGGCAUUAAGAGAGGCAACAUUACUAAUGAUGAAGAGGAGCUUAUUAUCAGGCUUCACAAUCUUCUUGGAAACAGGUGGUCCUUGAUUGCUGGACGGCUUCCAGGACGAACAGACAAUGAAAUAAAGAAUUAUUGGAACACCAACAUUGGAAGGAAACUUCAAAAUGGCACCCCGGGAUACUCCAUUACAAGUGGAGGUGCACGAAGCAGUUUAAACACAGUUCAGCAUGAUCAAAACGUGAAGAACCAAGAAUGGCACUAUGAUAAGGGUUCGUGUCUUGUUCAGACUAAAGCAACAAGAUGGAGCAAGGUCACAGUGACCAAUGAAAUUAGUCAACAUAGUGAAGUCAAAAAGAGCAAUGUUGGUGAUCAUAACAAAAUGAAGGCAUUUCUAGUGUCUCCAUCUUCAGAGAGUAACAAUGAUUCAGUGCUGAAUUUCAUGGAAGAUCUUGAGAUGGAUGGAAAUUUCUUCUCGGAGUUACUGAAGAUGGAUUUGCCUGAAUCAUCUUGUCAGGGAAAUAAGAUACUGGAAGACAAUGAUAACCCUAGUUCGGUUGAUAAAGGGUAUUUAUCUCCAAAAUCAGGCAGUGAGACCACCCACUUUCCUUGGGGUGAUUCACUGUAUGACCCAAAUUUUGAUUUUCUACCAGUGACAACUUUUAUGGAAUCCGGAUUUGAUUGGCUAUGA